Molecule: messenger RNA, 723 nt
Organism: Elephantulus edwardii (Cape elephant shrew)
Lineage: Eukaryota; Metazoa; Chordata; Mammalia; Macroscelidea; Macroscelididae
Gene: RNF187
Product: ring finger protein 187
Exons: 5
Coding region: 1-723 (240 amino acids)
Source: RefSeq, a predicted model, not a curated record
AUGGCGGCCCUGGAGGACCUCGCGGCUCCCGAGGCGGCCUCCUGCGCCAUCUGCCAGCGCACAUUCCGCGACCCGGUGCGCGCCGACUGCGGCCAUCAGUUUUGCCGGGCGUGCGUAGUGCAGUUCUGGGCCGAGGAAGACGGACCCUUCCCUUGUCCCGAGUGCUCGGACGACUGCUGGCAGCGCGCCGUGGAGCCGGGCCGCCCGACGCUCAGCCGCCGCCUGCUGGCGCUCGAGAUGGCCGCGGCGGGGUCCGCGCGUGACGCCCCGGCCAGCGAGGCCGCGCUGCAGCUCCUGUGCCGCGCCGAUGGGGGUCCGCUGUGCGGGUCCUGCCGCAUGGCCGGUGCGCCCGAGCCGCCAGAGUGGGAGCCCCGCUGGAGGAAGGCCCUGCGAGGAAAGGAAAAUAAGGGAUCUGUGGAAAUCAUGAGAAAGGAUCUGAAUGAUGCCCGAGAUCUGCAUGGUCAAGCGGAGUCAGCGGCUGCUGUGUGGAAGGGCCACGUGAUGGAUCGGAGGAAGAAGGCACUAACUGAUUAUAAGAAGCUGCGUGCCUUUUUUGCUGAAGAGGAAGAACAUUUCCUACAGGAGGCAGAGAAAGUCGAGGAGGCCCCGGAGGAUGAGGGUACUGACCCAGCAGAGAGAUUCAAGUCCCUCCUGCAGGCCGUCUCGGAAUUGGAGAAGAAGCACCGCAAUCUUGGUCUCAGUAUGCUGCUCCAGGGAUUUUAG